Messenger RNA from Diabrotica balteata, 2091 nucleotides. The record is from the annotation of a GenBank genome assembly. Lineage: Eukaryota; Metazoa; Arthropoda; Insecta; Coleoptera; Chrysomelidae.
AUGUAUCAUUCUCUAGGAGGUGCUAUUCUUACAACCUGUCACCAACUUCUUCGACCAACUGUGACCUGUACUCAGGCAACUGAAGAACAGACAGACUCCCAAUUUGUAAAACAUAUAAAGUAUCCCAGCCCGGCUCCAAUUUUUAAAAGUAAAUUGACUCCUCCCCCUGACAUUGAUCAGGCAUUUUACCACGUCAGCAAAUAUCCUUAUUCCCCUGUUGAUCCUCCCUUCGAAUACAAAGAAUUCAGCAGAUAUGAUCAUAUCUCCCCCGAUGUCUUAUGUUUCCAGCCAUACGCUAAGAAUCCCAGCGCUUUAAACCAUUCUCUAACUCUCGGACUGCUCAUCGAAUCCAGCGAUAUUGAUGGCGUUACUAUUCCGAUUCCAAAUAUCAGAAUAAGUUUAACUGAAAAUAACUCCAUGUUUUUACAAGGCUCAAUCCCUAUCUUACAUGUCCUAAAAUACAUUCCUUCAACACAGGACGCAAACAUAUUUAGGCUAUGCACUAUAACAGUACACUCUGACGAAUCACAACCUUGUGGGUUUGCUCUCCGUGACUGCUCAACAGUUAUGGUUCCCCGAUUCGACUACCAGCCGUUUUCAAUUGUUGAAGAUAGGGGUUUUAAAAAAUUUGUGACUGCCCUUAAUCCCAGCUACGUCCUGCCAAACAGAAAAACUAUUUCCAGCUGCAUGAUACCAGCAGAAUAUGAAAGAUGUUUGAAUGCUGUUAGACACGAAGUGUUAUCAAUAACAAAUGCAACUUUAACUACAGAUAAUUGGACUUCUACGAACGUAGAUAAUUAUUUGGCUCUAACUUCUCAUCAUAUAUCAGACGAUUUUGAGUUGAGAUCUAUUUUACUGGAAUGUUCGGUAAUGAACUCUUCCCAUACGAGUCAAAACUUAGCUUUAGAAAUAAAUAAAAUAAUAAAUAAAUUUCACCUAAAUGACAAAAUUCUAAUAAUUGUGUCUGAUAAUGCAAAUAAUAUUAUAGGAGCAAUAACUAACGAGCUAAAAAUGAAACAUUUUGGUUGUUUUGCUCAUACGCUUAAUUUGAUUUUGCAAGAUGCAUUAAAACUUAUUCAAAAUUUAACAGAUCGUAUUAAAAGUAUUAUUACCUUUUUCAAAAGGAGCACAACUUCAACUGCUAAGUUAAGAGAUGUUCAAACCAACAUGGGACUGAACCCCAAAAAAUUAAUUCAGGAGGUACCAACAAGAUGGAACUCAACGUACUUCAUGAAUCAGAGAAUUUUUGAGUUGAAGGAUGCUGUUAAAACAACAAUUGCCUUAAUAAACAAAAAUAUUCCAGUACUCAGUGAAGACGAGUGGAAGAUUUGCUCUGAACUGGUCAUGAUUCUAGAACCAUUCGAAGAAGUCACCAGAAAUAUGAGUGGAGAAAAUUUUCUUACUGCUAGCCAGGUAAUUGGAUUCACCAAUGGUUUAACAUCUGUUUGCAACAGUAUGAAAAAUGAAGAUUUAAGCACCAUUUCAAAUUCUGUAAUUAAUCAACUACUCAAAGGAUUAAAAACAAGGUUAAUUAAUAUUGAGAAUAACAAAACUAUAGCAUUGGCGACUUUAUUGGAUCCUCGUUUUAAACUAGCAGUAUUUACCGAUGAAAUGGCAGCUGAAAGUAUAAAAAGUUAUUGUACUGAACUGAUGGCGGACAUAUGGCGUAAGAAGUAUCAGAUAGCCGCAAGUACUUUGGUCACAGAAACUGAAGAACAACGUGAGAGUCAGCAGGAGGAAAAGCACCCAAAAUUUUCUAUUUGGACCAAUCUAGACAAGAUGAUAACAUCUAAGAAGAAACCUUCAGGUUCUAAAACUUCCGCUGCUAUAGUAGAACUAAAUCGGUACUUAGAUGAAGAAUGCAUUAAUCGAAAAGAAAAUCCCCUGCUAUGGUGGAAACAAAAUCAGUUUUGUUAUCCUUUGUUGGCGCAAAUUGUAAAAAAACAUUUUUGUGUAGUAGCCACAUCGGUACCUUGUGAAAGACUCUUUUCAAAGGCAGGAAAUAUGAUAACACAACGUCGUACGAGACUUUCAACCAAACGAGCUGAACAACUUUUAUUUUUAAAUUCCAACCGUUAUUUAAUAGAAUAA